Haemonchus placei is the source of this 405-nucleotide messenger RNA. NCBI's taxonomy places the organism in Eukaryota, Metazoa, Nematoda, Chromadorea, Rhabditida, Trichostrongylidae. The record is from the annotation of a GenBank genome assembly.
AUGUCGUUGGUCUCUUCUUCUAUUCGUCUACUGACGAAAGUUCCUCCUGCCGUUCUCGCAACUCAAGCAAGUUAUCAUGAAAAAGUAAUUGACCACUAUGAAAAUCCGCGUAACGUUGGCUCGUUGGAUAAAAAUGACCCAUCUGUUGGUACCGGCAUAGUUGGUGCUCCAGCCUGUGGUGAUGUAAUGAAACUUCAAAUUAAGGUUGACGAGAAUGGGAAAAUCGUUGAUGCCAAGUUCAAAACGUUCGGAUGUGGCUCUGCGAUCGCAUCGAGCAGCUUGGCAACUGAAUGGAUCAAUGGAAAAACGGUCGAUGAUGCUGCUAAGAUUAAAAAUGACCAAAUAGCCAAGGAACUUUGCCUACCACCGGUCAAGCUGCACUGUUCAAGUAAGGGAUCAUUGUAA